AUGAUCGCAGGCGGUAACGAGCACUUGCCAGCCAACAUUGGCUUCAUCGGCCUCGGUGCCAUGGGUUUCUGGAUGGCAGCCAACCUCCGACAGAAGCUUCCCCCUUCGACGGUCCUGUACAUCAACGACGUGGUACAGGAAGCCGUGACGAGUUUCAUGGUCCAGUUCUCUCAUCUGGGUCCCGUGUUCCCGACCAAAAGCGCAGCGGACAUGGUCGCCAAUUGCGAUGUGAUCAUCUCAAUCGUGCCAGAGGGCAAGCACGUUGCGCAAAUCUUCCGUACAGACCCUGGCGGCGCACUCAGCAUCCCUUGGCAUGUGCGUGGUAAGCUGUUCAUCGAGUGCAGCACAAUCGACAUCGAGACGUCCAAGGCUGUGGCGGAAGCCGUGACUGGUCUCGGAGGGACGUUUGUGGAUGCGCCCGUGUCUGGCGGGCCAAUGGGCUCCCAGGCCGGCACUCUCACAUUCAUGAUGGGAGUUGGGGAGGGACAUCCUCGCAAGGGCGAGAUGGACAACAUCAUUCGGCUCAUGGGCAAGAACCUGUUUGCCUGCGGUGGUCCAACGCUAGGUUUGGCGACCAAGGUGUGCAACAACUACAUCUCAGGAACGAUUGCCAUCGCCACAAGCGAGGGCUUCAACCUCGCCAUGAAGCUUGGCCUUGACCCAAGGACGUUCCACAAGGUGUUGAAUGUCAGCACUGGAGGCAGCUGGGUGAAUGCCCAUUGUAAUCCGGUUCCGGGUAUUGAUCCCAAGUCGCCGGCGUCCAACGAUUACGCGGGGGGAUUCAAGGUCCAGUUCAUGCGCAAGGAUUACAACCUCGCUAUCGAGGCGGCUAAGAUGGCCGACGCAAACCUUUACCUCGGGCCAGCAGGGUUGGACGUGUACACUGGUGCGGCUGCCGACCCGGCCUGUGUUGACCGUGACUCACGAGUCGUGUAUCGCUACAUCGGGGGUAACGAGGAAUGGAUGGGCCGCAACGCGAGUAAGAUGUAG
This is a messenger RNA of Cutaneotrichosporon cavernicola, 990 nucleotides long. RefSeq lists its product as uncharacterized. NCBI's taxonomy places the organism in Eukaryota, Fungi, Basidiomycota, Tremellomycetes, Trichosporonales, Trichosporonaceae. Gene Ontology annotation, molecular function: NAD binding; NADP binding; 3-hydroxyisobutyrate dehydrogenase activity. Gene Ontology annotation, cellular component: mitochondrion. Bases 1 to 990 code for a protein of 329 amino acids. The transcript has 4 exons. Gene Ontology annotation, biological process: L-valine catabolic process. The record is from RefSeq and is a predicted model, not a curated record.